AAAAAUGUGGCAAAGUGCAAGAAAUGCAUCAAAACGCACUGGCACACACUCGCAGCAUCCUAAUGGGCUUCAGCGAGAAUAGACGGACAAUUCAGCGCAUGAACAGGCUGUCGCUAAGGAAUUCACCUUAGGUGCCCCCCCCCCAAACGGGACAUUAUUUAGAAUUUCAAGCAAGGACCGGAAAAAAAGGGAGGAAAAACAAAGAGACAAGAGUUGCUCAUCAUGUCUCUUCGGUCGCUUGUUCGGGGUUUUGAGGAGGAGACGAGCGGACCAUAUUAACGCGCUCCAACGCCAUUUAACGCUGGGCAGCGGAGGCAAGUGGACUUGUCAGAUAGGUUUGCAUCUUUGAUCACAAACCCGACGUUGUGAUACAUGCAUUGGCGUAUCAGGGGGCAUCCAUAUUUCUCGGCAUCUAGCUUUUUUUUCACCAGAGGAGCGAUAUAGCCUGCUCUGACGUCUGCAUCAGAUAUUACCCAGUGCUUUUUCAAUGUGCAUUUUCCCCUCAGUGACUUUGCGCUGAUCUACAUCAUCAGCAGCGGCAACGGGAAGGGGGGAAAAAAGGGGAAUGAAAAUUUCAUUUUUCUUUUUUUUAAACCUGCCGCUCCCUUUCAGCCGACCAGCGUUUCCAGCUCAAAGAGAGAUCUUUUAACAAACAUCACGUUGUGGAAUAGUCUGGCGCCAGAGCAUCGCUGGAACCAUGCCUCUUCUGCAGAUUUGGACUGGGAAAUUUCAUCCGCCAAUUUGAUCAUCAAGAGGCUGCUGCUCAGUCAUUCAUGCCAGUGUUUGUGUUUUUAAGAGGAAGAAUACUUGUCAUCACUUUUAAAAGUAUUGUGUAUGCUGUUUUUUGAGCAAGAUGUCUGAUCUUCUGGUGUUGGUCGAGGGGCUCUGUGACCUGCACGGAUUUCCAUAACUGGGGAAAACAGCGGGGGCCAAUUACGAGGUUUUUAAAAUUCGAGAAGCCUAUUUUAAUGAAGACAUCGCAUGCGUAGAUGUAGGCUAGUUUACUCGACAUUUUUAAAAAGGCAAUUAUCUUUUGAUUGCCAAUUUUUACUUUGUGCAUUUUCGGGAGGACCACGGGACUGGUUGGAUUAUAGAAACUAAAUCUAAGGAUUUGUGGAGAUGUUGGGUCGUCAGGAAGAUAAAUUAUGUGGAAUUUUCUCUGCUCUGGCGGCUUUGUCCUUCGUAUGCUUUGUUCAAAGCUCCUCCACUGGAAGCACCGGAAUGUCUGUGGCCAAGACCACCGUGGACAAGUUGCUGAAGGGAUACGACAUCCGUCUAAGGCCUGAUUUUGGAGGUUCUCCAGUCAUCGUAGGAAUGAGCAUCAACAUAGCGAGCAUCGACUCCAUUUCAGAAGUAAACAUGGACUACACCAUCACAAUGUAUUUCCAGCAGAGCUGGCGAGACAAGCGUUUGGCCUAUGGCGAGCUGAACCUAAACCUGACUCUAGACAACCGUGUAGCAGACCAGCUGUGGCUCCCUGACACCUACUUCCUUAAUGACAAGAAGUCCUUUCUACACGGUGUGACAGUAAAAAAUCGGAUGAUCCGACUGCACCCUGAUGGCACUGUCUUAUAUGGGCUGAGGAUAACCACCACUGCUGCUUGCAUGAUGGACCUGAGGCGGUACCCUCUUGACGAACAGAACUGCACCCUGGAAAUUGAAAGCUAUGGAUACACCACAGACGACAUUGUGUUCUUCUGGCAAGGAGGAGACGACGCUGUGACAGGAGUUGAUAAGUUGGAGUUACCUCAAUUCUCCAUCGUGGACAUCCGCCUGGUGUCUAGGGAGGUCAGGUUCACUACAGGUUCAUAUCCAAGGCUUUCGCUGAGUUUCAGGAUUAAGAGGAACAUUGGAUAUUUCAUCCUGCAGACAUACAUGCCCUCCAUCCUGAUCACCAUCCUCUCCUGGGUCUCCUUCUGGAUCAAUUACGAUGCCUCUGCAGCUCGGGUGGCCCUGGGUGUGACAACGGUGCUGACCAUGACAACUAUUAACACCCACCUUAGGGAGACUCUCCCAAAGAUUCCGUAUGUGAAAGCCAUCGACGUCUACCUCAUGGGCUGUUUUGUUUUUGUGUUCCUGGCCCUGCUUGAAUAUGCCUUUGUAAAUUACGUGUUCUUUGGCCGGGGCCCUGCUCAGCAGAAGAAAAUCAAUGAGAGGCUGAACAAAGCCAACAAUGAGCGCACAAGAUAUGAAGAGAAGCGCCUGAGGGAACAGGACUCCAUUUCCGUGCCGUUUCAAACCAACACCUUCAGGUCAUUUACACAGCGAAGAAAUCUGUAUCUCGAGGAACAAAGAAAAGUUGGGGUGGAUGCAUACGGAAACAUCCUCCUCACCACGCUGGAGAUGAACAACGAAGUGAUGCCUUCCGACGUGGGGAGCAGCGUCAGUGACUCUCGCAAUUCGGUCAUGUCCUUCGAUAGCUCCGGGGUCCAAUUCAGGAAGCCCAUGGCGCCCCGAGAUGGCUUCAGCCACCACUCGCUGGACCGGAGUGCCAUGCGGAGCCGGGCCAACUGUCGGCUAAGACGGCGCUCCUCGAAGCUGAAGUUGAAAAUCCCAAACCUGUCAGAUGUUAGCACCAUUGACAAAUGGUCCCGGGUCAUUUUCCCUAUCACCUUUGGAUUUUUCAACCUAAUCUACUGGUUGUACUAUGUGAAUUGAUGUGCAUCCCACUAGGAAUCAUGGGCCAUAUUUUGAGAGCACAUUAAAUUGGCUUUGAUACAGUUCCAAAAUAUGUAUACACAUAUACAAGUUGAACAUAUGUAUAUGCAUAUUUCUAUAUAUUAUAUUUAUAUAUACACGUGUGAAAUCUGAAGGACCUUUCUGCUGUACAAAGUAUUAAUAGGAUGACUUGAAUGUUUAAGAAGAAUUGUGAGAGAAGUAUUUCAAGGCUUUGAGUUUCUUUUUCCUCCUGAAACAAACAAACAAGAGACCCCACCAGGGGCUUUUGGAACUAGAAAGACUGCAUGAUAUUUUUGCUAAAAAAAAACAAGAAAAAAGAGAAAGUGAAAGCUCUUGAGAGAGAAAAGAUGUCUCAGAGUCCCACUGACUUUUUAUUGAUACUUAUUGUAAUCAGAUUCCUCUACUGCAGCUCAUGAAAUCAGUGGUGGCUUGUCUGUUCAGGCAUCAGCUGAGUGAGAUCCUUGACACCCCGAGCCCGCCCUACGCCCCGAGCCCAGCCGCACUCACCCAGCCGACCCCUCCUACAACCCCCCCACCCAUCACCCAUGGAUAACAUGCACGGAGAAUUUCCGGUUCUACUAUGUACAGCAACCUUGUUUGGAUUAUGUGUUGUUCCUUGGGGUUUUUGAAGUGAUAUCGUUCUUUCUUGGACAUCAGCUCUGGCCUUAAUGGUCUCCAUUAACGGGCCGUGUAGAUGGGAUGCUUGACCGCCGCAUUCUCGCCCAGCGUCAAUGCAAACUCGUAUUCCUUUUCUCUUCUCAUGUUAUUUUUAGAAACGCGUCCUGGGAGCUGGGGGUCUUUUUCAUUAUGGUUAAAAAUAAAUGCUGAAUAUUGUAGAUAUGAUUUUGUCUUAAAAAAAAAUACUGUGAUUUCAGAGAGUGUCAGAUCACGUUCUAGAGCUAGGGCAUUAUGAGAUAAAAGAGUCAAAGGUAUGCAUUAUUCAUUUUGAUUGUUUGAAAAGAGACAUAUUCUGUACAUUUUAUCAUUCGGUAUUCUCAUGAAAGUAUACUUGUACUGUUUCUUUCCUCCUAUUAAUUGUUUCACAUGCUCUUUAGAUGCAGAUUUCAUUGGUGUUCAUUAUCCUGCUUUGUGUUUGUUCGCUCAAAGGAAACGGGAGGUUGCUUUCGCGAUUCAGCUGAAACUAUUCCACAGUGACGAUAGCAGAUCUUGUAUAUUCAAAAAGAGUCAACAUAUCCAACCACAGUUUGACCAGUUGCCAUUCGAUAUGCUGUUUGUUCGUUUCUGUAUUCCGUGUCGCACCCUCUGUAAGCACAGUCAGUAAAUGGCCAGCCCAGGAUUCACCAGUUGACACUCACGUUUAAUCAGUGCCAUUCCCCAAAUGAGCCGAACCACAAGGAUGAGAAGCAGAAUCUCAUUCAGGGAGGAUACAAUCAUCCUUGGGGAGAACAGUGUGUAAUAAAUAGCCAUGAAUUGAAAUGAUGACUGAAAGGCCUAUAAUAAAUUGUGUUUUGCUUCGCUCACACACACCAGUGCUCAGGUUUAUGCGCAGGGUGAAAAAGUACUUCAGGUCCUUAAUGUUUUUAGGAAAUCAGUGAGUAUAAUUAUGCUUUUAUUGGUUGUGGAAUCCAAGUAGCUAGACUAAGUAAACGCUAAAACAAUAGUCAGUAGUCACUGAUGGGAACAUAGGACAGUGCUAAUAGAAAUUAAUAGAAAUCUUCCCAUGCAGGUUUUGCUUCACAUCAACGUCUCCUCCAGCUUAACAGCAUCUACUAGGAGCAACAGGCUCAGAGCAGAACCAACAAAGACAAAUCAGUCAUUGGCUCCCGUAGCAGAAAAGGCAUUGUCUCAUUAUAAUACGGGAACAGCCUGGUUCCUGAGAGGAAUACAGAAUUAGUACGAGAGGGAAAUUUGUCAUAUACAGUACACAAACAGAAGAGGAUGAUGGAAGGGCUGCAGAGUAACAAGAUGAAGGUGGCAAAGCAUGGGUAUCAAUUUAUCAUCAGUAAUAUCAACUCCCCUCGGGAGCACUGAGUGCAGUAUGCAUAAGACGUCUUCAAAUAGGAAUACUGAUGAGAAACCAAUUUGGUUCCAUUAUUCAUAGUCCAGAUUGCACUGUGAUGUGGCCUGAGUCUAGUAUUUAUGUUUGUCUACAUUUUGACAUAUACUGUAGCAGCAAACGAAAAAAAGAUCCCUCUUAAAAAUCCAGCAAUCCACAAAAACGUGUAGGAAAGUAAUGAGAUAAACAGAGAUUAGCGUUACACUUAUUUUCCUCACGUCGCAGAGACAGAAGAAAACCUACGAUGAGCAAAGCUAUCAUCAACUGCAUGAGGAAAAGGAUUCAAACGAAUCAGUAUCUGAGCUCAAACCUUCUUGUCGGAUGUUCACAAUGUGAAUUUUGCAACAAACAGAAUCAGAUGUGAUGCUGCAGAGCUAGAGAGACUGAGUUUUAUUUGCACAUUUUUUGUCUUUCUUUUGAAAAUCGUGCCUACACUACCCACAAUGCAACACAAGCACCUAUAGUUUGGUGAUUGAUUCAGGUGUGUCAUGAUAGUAGCAGCUAAUGUAGCCUCAAGGCGACGCCCCAGAUUUUAUUUUUUUUUCAGGGAAGAUGGGAUUAUCUCAUUGGUAAAACUGCACACAGCAGAACAACAGCGUUCAAACAGUGUAGCUGUACAGACGUGGGUCCAGAUUUAGUGUGUGUUCCGUCCACCGUUCAUCCUGGUCUGCACACUAACAGCUUGUCAAACUGUUUAAAGGCAAUAUGAUGGCUCUUUGCCAAGUCUUGAGUCAAUAUAAUGUAAUAAGAAUCAGUUCCAGAGCAAGACGGGUUGUGAAACGUGCAACCUAAGGCCCCAUAAGUGGGAUGUUAGCAAAACCUUUAGAACACGCUCCAUCAGGAAGAAGCCUGUCCCACCUACUCCUCUAUUUUAUAACUAGAUACUAAAUAUCACGUUUUCCUUCAGGCUGAUUUAUUCCAAGUAACUAAUACAAAAAUGCCUUUCGAGGUUUUAAACUUAAAAAAAGUCAAUGUAUAUCUUUAAUGAACUCCAAACAUACGCACACACAGAGGAGGAACAUUAACUCCCUUUGCAUGCUCACAGUAAGUAUAUCCACCACUCAUUCCACUCGGAACAUGUAUUACCUGCUUUCUGAACAUGAAUUCAGUACAUUCAUCUCCAAAGCUGUGAGGAUCUUCUGUUCUGUGCUUUUAUGCUUUUAUUUUGGAGUAUUCGCUUACGAGAGAGAAAACACAUUUCUUUUGAUGCAUAUGUUCAAGGAGCAGAGGAGGAGAAAAAAAGUGUUUAACUGAUUUCAAUGUGAAUUUUCUUGCCUCUAGUGUAUAUGUGUAAUUACAUGUGAAUUGUACUGUAAAUAUGAUAUCUUUCACUUAAUAGUUCUUAAUGCAUGAACAAAAACAUGGCAGUUCGUAAUACCAGCUAGCCUCACUGCUAACGGCAUGGACAGCUUCUCUAGCAUUGGCAUACUUCUGCAAACAAAACCCGAAAAAAUGAAACACGAGAAAUAAAACGGAGCAAGCAAAAUAACGGAGAUGACGGCAAUUGCUCGGUUCGCUGUCGGCAAACGUGACGGUGUUCUCCUGGAUGAAAUUCACCUGGCGGGUUCAUCAAAGCCAACCCCUCACUCAUAGCGAACUUAGCGAUAGCAGGGGGCGAGCGGCUCGCUGGCUUUUAGGGGCUAGAGGAACAGGUUUGCCUUAAGAAGGCGAGUGGGAUGUUUAUUCCUGUUUCUCAAAAAGACAGAUGUGUGCCCUUGAGCAAGGUACUCAGCCUAUUGCCCGAAUGCAGCUGCUCACUAGCUGUAGACGUCCGCGUCUGCUACUUAGAAAAAACGUAACGACACACCUUGUGUCGUUCCCCUGAACCCAGCACUGUCUCAUCCCACCUUUGUACUUCAUUUUCACAUGCUUGAAGAUGUUCUGUCAUUCUCUGUUUACGUCAGUGUUCACUUGAGAUUACACCAAAAAAACGAAAAGCCUGUGAACCCCAAACUUCCUUGGUGAGGUCCAAAUGGAACCGAGGCUGGCGUCUAUUAAAGGAGUAGACCACGCAUGUGAAUUUCAUCCGCCCAACACCAGAACAAUGCCGACACAGUCCUCACUGCUGGCAGAACUUUUGUUGGCGUGUUCAUUACUUUGUAAACCUUGAAGGUUUUGUUUUGCAUGACCUGAGUUUGGAGAGGUUUAUUUUCCUAUAUCUUUACGUCACGCCAUUUGUUUCACCGCCACCGCCAGGAAAAGAAAGAUCCAGUGUUUACAUGCUCCAAUUGCACUUGUUUUACAGCCAGCUCUUUAAACCUUGUGAAACAAACUCUUUGUAAAACUGGAGGGAAAGCGUGAACGUGCUGUAGAACGUACAUCGCGUGAUCUGUGCGGAUCCUGGAUUUGUACUUCUACCAAACUGUACUUGCUGUAAAUCGCGCCGUUCGGAAUCGAUGCACCGAGUGCAUGCUGUAGUUUUAUCAGGUCCAGCAUAAGCAUCAACAUCAGUCGCCCUUCAACUACAAAGGAUGUAAAGGAUGCUCACCAGUAGCAUCUGAACGUAAGCCAUGUGAUUGCACACUGAGUGGGUGUCCCCUGUAUUUUUCUCUUUAAUAAGUUGCCUCUGGUGAUGGUCUGUUGUUGAUUCAUGUUUGAUGAUACUUGCAAAGAAGCUGUGCUGAAUCCCAGUUCCACAUCUGUAUAAGAGUCCACCAGGGAGACUAUCUGUACGUAACCACAACGAUUUUCAAACACUUUAUAAAAAAUUGGCAAAUGCUUUCGAUCGACACCCACGAGAUCAAAGGUUUUUAUUUUUGUUACAGUACAAAUUAGUAAUUUUGAUUCAUUUCUAUGUUCAUUUCUGAUUUCUUGUAUUUGUUAUGGAUUGUUAUUCUUACUGUUGUUGUUGUUUUACCAUAAGAAGUGUAAUUCAUCUGAUAUACUGGCACUGGAAGAAAAAUGCAUUUGGUUUUCGUACUGUAACUGUUUCUGUUCACAUUGGGCGCUUAUUUGAUUCAGUUGUUUAAUAAGGUGUUGGGUUUCAUUUGGAGUAUCCGUCCUCAUGGAAUCAACAUUUGUGUAGUAUGAAGUUGUAUUUUUUUUGUCAGUGCAAGUUAAUGUUAUAGUGUCAAUCAGCUUUUUUAGGUGUUUGAACAAAAUGUGUUUUUUACAAAUACAAAGUGUUCAAGUAUGUGGUAUAAAAAAGGGUUAUCAUUCAAAUAACAGACUUUUUACAAAUAAAGGCUUAUACAGUAAAGAAAGCUAAUGUCUUUUCAUUUGCCCUUUGUGGACUAAUAUACAGUAUUGUUUCUUAAUUUAUUUUUCAAUAUUAGUCCUCAAAAGGUAAAUCGUACACAAUGUUGCAAAAUAAGAGGAUCAAAUCAGGUAUCUAUCAUUGCUAUUCCAGGUUGUUGUCAGAGCUCUCACCUCUUAGUUGGUGUCUUGUUUUGAUGAGGACUGUUGCAAAUGACGACAGUCCAAAAACAAAAUUUAAGAAAAUCAAGGGUGUCUUCUUUUAAUUUGAUUACAAAACAUUGCGCGUUUCUGAGAAUAUACCUCCUUUCAUACCCUAUUUCCUGAAUAAAGACGCAAAGUGA
Messenger RNA from Betta splendens (Siamese fighting fish), 8235 nucleotides. RefSeq names its product gamma-aminobutyric acid type A receptor subunit beta4 (gene gabrb4). NCBI's taxonomy places the organism in Eukaryota, Metazoa, Chordata, Actinopteri, Anabantiformes, Osphronemidae. Gene Ontology annotation, cellular component: neuron projection; membrane; GABA-A receptor complex. The coding region runs from base 1120 to 2658 and encodes 512 amino acids. Gene Ontology annotation, molecular function: neurotransmitter receptor activity; extracellular ligand-gated monoatomic ion channel activity; GABA-A receptor activity. Gene Ontology annotation, biological process: chemical synaptic transmission; nervous system process; regulation of membrane potential. The record is from RefSeq and is a predicted model, not a curated record. The transcript is spliced from 10 exons.